Messenger RNA from Xylona heveae TC161, 1468 nucleotides. Its product is annotated as argininosuccinate synthase. Gene Ontology annotation, molecular function: argininosuccinate synthase activity; ATP binding. Bases 69 to 1319 code for a protein of 416 amino acids. The record is from RefSeq and is a predicted model, not a curated record. Lineage: Eukaryota; Fungi; Ascomycota; Xylonomycetes; Xylonales; Xylonaceae. Gene Ontology annotation, biological process: urea cycle; L-arginine biosynthetic process. Gene Ontology annotation, cellular component: cytoplasm. The transcript is spliced from 7 exons.
CUCUAAAUUAACUGCACAGAUUUUAAAGAACGGUCAAUUUUCACAUUUGUCUUCACAUCAUAAGAACAAUGGCGAAGGAAAAGGUUUGCCUCGCCUACUCCGGCGGUUUGGAUACCUCUAUCAUUCUCGCAUGGCUCAUUGAGCAGGGUUAUGAGGUUGUCUGCUUUUCGGCCGAUGUUGGUCAGAAUGAGGACUGGAAGGCCGCCGAGCAAAAGGCUUUGAAGAUCGGUGCCACGAAGCUUGUCGUUGAAGACUUGCAGCGGGAGUUUGUUGAUGAGAUCCUGUGGCGUGCGGUCCAAUGUAACGCCAUUUGGGAAGACCGAUACCUUUUGGGCACUUCCUUGGCUAGACCCGUCAUCGCUCGAGCUCAGAUGAGAGUCGCUCAGAGAGAAGGAUGCGUGGCUGUUAGCCACGGUUGCACCGGCAAGGGAAAUGACCAGGUUCGGUUUGAAUUGGCAUUCUACGCUAUUCAGCCUUCGAUCAGAGUCAUUGCUCCUUGGAGACUUCCCGAGUUCUUCAACCGGUUUGCCGGACGAAACGACCUCCUCGACUAUGCUGCAAAGAUGGACAUUCCUGUAACCUCCACCAAGGCCAAGCCCUGGAGUAUGGACGAGAACCUGGCCCACUGCUCUUAUGAGGCAGGCAUCCUGGAGGAUCCUGACCACACCCCUCCGGAGGAUAUGUGGAAGAUGACCGACUCUCCUCUUAAAGCUCCCGACACCCCCGAGGACUUUACCAUCGCUUUCAGCCAAGGCUUGCCAAGCAAGCUUGUUCUUCCUUCCGGCAAGACUGUUACCGACUCGGUGGAGAUUUUCCUUGCGCUCAAUGCUCUUGGUCGUAAGCACGGAGUUGGCCGUAUUGACAUUGUCGAGAACCGUUACAUUGGUCUCAAGAGCCGUGGAUGCUACGACUCCCCUACUAUGACCAUCCUUCGUCUGGCCCAUUUGGACUUGGAAGGUCUGGUGAUGGACCGUGAGGUUCGUGCUCUUCGCGACCAGUUUGUCACUUUCACCUGGUCUAAGCUUCUGUACAAUGGUCUGUACUUCUCGCCUGAACGUGAGUUCAUCGAGAAGAGCAUCGUUGCCAGCCAGGACCGCGUCAAUGGCAGUGUGCGGUUGCGGGUUUACAAGGGCAGCGCCAGUGUUCUUGGCAGAAGCAGUGACACGGAGAAGUUGUACAGCGCUGAGGAGAGCAGCAUGGACACCCUGGAAGACUUCAGCCCUGUCGAUACCACCGGUUUCAUUGGUAUUCAGGCCAUCAGACUGAAGAAAUACGGUCUGAUGAAGGAGGAGUCUGGUGAGAAGCUGAGCAGAGCCUAAGCGAAUGGCGUAUCAUGGGAAUAAAUUUCUCCUCGGUUUUAUUUUCUAAUGGGCUUCAUGAUUCGGCAAGAAAAAAAAAAUCUGUUACAUACCUUGUUUCACGUUAAAAUAAUCGGCUAGAGAAAUCACAGUCCUCACAUAUUCAAAGC